Messenger RNA from Vollenhovia emeryi, 992 nucleotides. It is a transcript of the gene JTBR, whose product is annotated as protein JTB. Gene Ontology annotation, biological process: mitotic cytokinesis. NCBI's taxonomy places the organism in Eukaryota, Metazoa, Arthropoda, Insecta, Hymenoptera, Formicidae. The record is from RefSeq and is a predicted model, not a curated record. The coding region runs from base 531 to 983 and encodes 150 amino acids. The transcript has 3 exons. Gene Ontology annotation, cellular component: spindle; membrane; cytoplasm.
AGAGCUAUUCUUCUAGAUCUAUCCAAUCAGCAUAAAGCGAAUCGAGAAAACGUUGAAGAAAUGCUAGAGGAGUUCGUUUUACAUUUUCGUCACUCCCUUUCGAGAGAUGGCGAAUCUUUCUCUCUAGGGGUGCGUUCCGUUUCACGCAUGAUGCGCAUGACGCAUCAUUUAUCCUCAUUUAACAUCAGGGGCUCGAUCACGAAUCUUUUCCUGUAGCGCGAACUCGUGAAAAGCUAGAGAAAAAGGUUCCCUGGUAAAUAAUAAAUAACAAGGAUAAAUGAUGCAUCAUGCGCGAAACGGAACGCACCCAAGAUGUGUUCUUUGUAACUGCACCGUAUACGUAAUUAGGCGCCGAAAGGAACAAAGACGGAAGAUGUAAGUAAUAGUUAAAGAGACGAGGACGAGGGACGUAAAGUGCAAAAGGCUCAGCCGCGAGGUGCAGAUCCACGGUCUCUCCCGCGUACAAGUUAGAACCCUGGUGGACCCUUAACCUCAUUAGAGCGGAGCGUAGGCGAAAAUAAAGAUCCGAGAUGAUCGAGUCCUGCACGAAGAGGCGAAUGUUGUUGGGCAUCACAUUCUUAGGAGGAUUGACGGUUCUAGCGCUAAUUAUCGAGAGCCACUGGACCAACAGCUCGAGCAAGCUUUACGUGGACAACUACGAGAACAAUUCAUCCUGCAUCUCCGGCGAGGAGUACGAGGUGAUAUCCGAGUGCCAUCCGUGCACGGCCUUUGAAAUCGCCAGCGAGAGCAUCGGCGUCUGCGUCCACGCGAGGUACAAGGAGGUGCUCAAGUGCAAGAGCGGUGAAACGAUAACGAGAAGUUGCGACAAGGUGGCUUGGCUGGAGGAACGGGCGUUCUGGAAGUUCGAGGGCUUCAUGCUCGCCGCGGCGAUCGUCUCUUGCUUCACCGUGUACUGGAGAGAGAACAUACUGCGACAGAGAAUAAUCAGGAAGGUGGCGAGACAGUUGCGAAUUAGCGUGUGAACGUUGCCA